UGCCAGCUGAUUUUGCGAAAUAUUUCAUUUUUAUCUUGAGUAGCUUGUAGCCAGCUUGCAUUUGUGCUUUUGAAAUUCUGAAAACCUGAAAUGACAAAAUCUUCUCGGUUGUUACUUGUGUAAAUCAAGGGUUGCAACCAUAAUUCUUGAAUUUUCGAAAUCAGACAUGCUCGCAUUCCUUUCACAAAAGGUAAAUUCUACGGACACCCAUCAGUACACGGCCGUAUCAUGGAACAAGGACACCGAUAUGUUCAUUGCUGGCCGCUCGGACGGGAUGGUCAUCAUGCGUCAGCUGGACGCAAAAACAAGAGCUGCGAAAGCCGCUGCCAAGGGCGCUAACGGCGACGCUGGAAAGGCCGGAGAGCAGAAUCUGUUCAAUCACCAAGCGCCUAUCCGGAGUAUUGCCUGGAACCCUCGGCACAACAUCGUCGCGACGGGUGACAGUGAGGGAAUCACGACAGUAUGGAAGCUGGAUCCCAAAACAGGUUUAUGGUCGAAUUACAUGGCAACAAGAGCGGUGCAGAGAGCCGUGCUGGCGAUGCAGUGGACUAAGGAAGGUGAUCGCAUUUGCAUCGUAUACGAAACCGGUACGGUGAUGGUUGGCAAAAUCGAUGGAGUCAAGUUGUGGUCAGUCGAGCAGAAGCUAGCCAGAGUACCAGCUUGGUCUACAGACGGAGAAAUUGUUCUUGUUGGGACUUCAUUGGGACAGAUAUUCAUCUACGAUAAAGCAGCGAACAAUAUCGGACUGGUCACUUUAACAUCCAAGCCCGAGGAAAAGCCAAGUGAACAGCCCCUUGUCGACAUCAAAUGGUACUACCCCAAUGAUGGGAUCACCACGUAUCAUCCCGUGUUGGCUAUUGCAUUUGAAGACGGAAAAUUGUACUUGCUACAAGGCGAAGAAGAUCAUCACCCAAUCUGGGUGAACGUCCCCAUGAACGUUGUAUGUGUGGAAUGGAGCGCAGAUGGGAAGAGUUUGGCCAUUGCGGGUCGUACGCGGAAGACAGUGGCCGCGCCGGAAGAAAGUGCCCAACUGAUGGUGUACUCGCUAUAUGGAAAACCGGAAUACUCUAUGCGUUUUCGCAGUAAAAACCUUUCCAGUAUAUCGUGGGAUUCCAGCGGUCAGCGAUUGGCGGUGGUGCUCGAUGGAACGCUAAAUUUUGUCGUUAUAAAGCGCCCGAUUAAGUUUUGCGUAUUUGAAAACACGCUUGUUUACUCCUGCGCGAAGGAUGAGGCACAAGAUGCACUUCUGGUGAUGUAUAGUCUGAAAAAUGAGAAACGUGUUACCGUGAAGCACUACACAAACCAAAGAGUGUUAUGUCUGUGUGGCGGCAACGACUUUUGUGUUAUCGCUACAAGGGUCACGGCGGAAGUCAACCAGCUUCAGUUUAAUUUGUAUGUGUUAAAUGAUUCCGGGGCCACAAUCAAUAUUUCUUUCACGAAUAUUGAACCAAUAUUCAUCACCGCCAGUGACAGUCAGAUUUUCGUCGCCAGCCGGGAAGUCGUCUUUGUAUGGAGCUUCCGUUUAAGCGGUAUGGAAUCCGUGUCGAAUAAAUGGGACAUUAGUGAGAGGUAUUUUCACGUGGACGACGCUCACGGUUUCAUUGAUUUGAAACAAAAGCGGCAAAGGUUAUACGAGGUAUCAGUGGAUCCAGUUUGCGCAAUCACGGCAUCCAAAAGUGUUCUUAUUGUGGCAAGGGAAUCCGGCACGUUAGUUCGCUAUAGUCUACCACAAAUGAUCUGGGAACGGGAAUACCCUGCCAUACUACCGGCAGCGCGGAAACUGGGUCUCAAUAAAACUUCGAGUCGUUUGCUUCUGAUGAAUCACGAAGGCCAAUGUGUUAUGUAUGCUCUGGAGGAAAUCUUCUUUUCCAAGGAUGCUCAGCCCGUGAAAGACGUGAAAAUCAAUCUUGAAAAGAGAGAUAUUUGGGAUUUUAUGUGGGCGGAAGAUGAUCCGGAAAUGUUUGUGGUUAAUCACAAAACGCGAUCUCUCGUCUACCGGAAUCGUGAUGCAGAGGAGCCAAUUUCCAACGAAGGAUAUUUAUGCAAGUUCAAAGAUUUGGAGAUCAAAGUGGGAUUCCUCGACGACAUAAUCCGGCAGGCUGUUCCCACGGACCCGCCCGCCAACUGUAUCCGCACUCUGCGCACCAAAGCUCUGCGCGAAACCUACCAACUGAUGGACUCCGGCUCGCUGACCGAGGCACAACAUUUUGUCGAAAUGCAUUCCCAUCCCAUCCUGUGGAAUCUGCUGGCUAAUCGCGCUCUGCAGCGUCUGGAUCUGGAUGUCGCAGAGCUAUGCUAUAUCCGCGGGGCCCACUACGCGGGGAUUCAGUUUGUUGGUAAACUCCGGAAAUUGAAAUCCGAUCAUCUGCGCAAGGCGGAUGUGGCGGCGUAUUUUGGGGACCAUUACCGGGCUGAGCAGGAGUACAAUGAUGCUAACCGGGCCGAUCUGGCGGCGGAUCUGCGAAGAAUUUCCGGUGACUGGUUUCGCUUGAAGGAAAUGGCGGUGGAUAGUGAGAAUGAUACGCUCCUCAAGGAGUCCUAUAUCGGUUUAGGAAAUUAUUAUUAUGAUCGCCAGGCUUGGCCUGAAGCCAUAAAAAACUACGAAGCAGCCCGCGAUUACGCUGCUUUAUACAAGUGUUACAUGUUGAACGGUGACACUCAGAAACUGGAAGAGCUGGCGGACAUCCUCCCCACCGGACAUCCGCUCUUAGUACAAAUUGGUCGCCUGUUAGGCUCUUACGGUGAUUCCGUGGCAGCCGCUCGUAUCCUGCGCAAAGCGGAACAAAUCGACAUGGCCGUAGAAGUGUGUACCAACUGCUACAAUUUCCAGACGGCUGCCGAACUAGCACGCACCUACGACCUAGAAAAGUACACACCGGCUACCGUUACAAAACUAAUGAACCAAGCCAUCCAGGAUCAGGUAGCAGGUCAAGGGGAUCAGACUUCGCUGUGGAGUGCUGCCAGUCUCUACUAUAAUUCCAGCCUCUACCUGGAGGCGGCCAAGUGCCUGUACCAGAUUCUGGAUCAGGAGAUACACAAAAAAGAAUCCGAUUAUCUUAGAUUGAAAAAAUUAGGCGUACUGGCUGCGAUCGCUGUGGAAGAAUAUCGAAAAAGUAACAACCAGCUUUUAGCGGGCAAGCUGUUGCAGGAAGAAACAAAAAGCGCCGACUAUCCAUUUCUGGAUAAUCCGUGGAGAAUUGCGGAAGCCUAUAAUGUGAUGUUAGUGGCGCUCUUUUCAAAAGAGGCUGACUAUGGGAAAGCCCUGCGAGCCGCCGGAACACUGUGCUCCUAUACGGACAUAAUAGAUCCGGUGCACGUGUACUCGAUGAUUGCGUUAAGUGCCACAAGUUUGAAGCGGUGGGAUGUUGCUAAUGAAGCUAUUCUGCGGAUUGCCAACAUGCCGAGCGUUGACGCGAGCAUCGUCAAAGAAAUGGAGGAAUUUGCCGAUGAUUUAUUCGCCAAGCACAGCCCCAAGGAUGUCGACCUGGAUGAUCCGCUGCCCAGUCCAUUGUGCCUGAACUGCGGUGAGCGGCUGCCGGUGUGGGAUGUCAAAUGCACGGCCUGCCAGACCAAAUAUCCCAUCUGCAUGGCCACCGGCAGUCCCAUUACCGAAGCGGAAGUGUGGCAGUGCGAAGUCUGCCAUCAUCAUAGUGCCGCAUCCGCUGCCCUCAACCGGACUGUCUGUGCGCUGUGUCAUACCGCGCGGUAAAGCCAGUUGAUUACUGUUACACGAUGCAUUAAUGCGUGUCAGUUUCCCGGUUUGUUUUCAAAUCCCUUGUAUCGGUUAGAAUCGUUGUUGAUGGAUUUUGUGUUCCUUAGAUCUCAUAUUAUCUAUUGCGCUGCAUGCUUGAA
Paramacrobiotus metropolitanus is the source of this 3852-nucleotide messenger RNA. RefSeq names its product WD repeat-containing protein 35-like. Gene Ontology annotation, cellular component: non-motile cilium; intraciliary transport particle A. NCBI's taxonomy places the organism in Eukaryota, Metazoa, Tardigrada, Eutardigrada, Parachela, Macrobiotidae. Gene Ontology annotation, molecular function: protein binding. The record is from RefSeq and is a predicted model, not a curated record. Gene Ontology annotation, biological process: non-motile cilium assembly; protein localization to cilium; intraciliary retrograde transport.